GUUAUAGAUCGAUCAGUAGUGCUUGUGCCGCAGCUUGCUGUAGUGCAUGCAGCCAUCAACAGUGUCUGUUCGCCCUGCAGUGUGUUGCUGCCAAGCAUCGCUUGCACGAUGAGGUCCUGGAUUCUGUUGCUACCUGUUUUCAUGGAGCUGUUUGCACCCGCACAUUGUCAAAAUUAUCGUGAUGGAGAUGUUCGUCUGGUAGGAGGUUCCUACCAGUGGGAAGGUAGAGUGGAGGUCUACAUGUCUGGAGAAUGGGGUACCAUCACUGACUCUGACUGGACUGAUGAUGAUGCUGUAGUAGUCUGUCGAAAACUGGGCCACUUCAAAGCAGGUGCCAGGGCCUAUUCCAAUGCCUAUUUCGGAGAGGGCCAAGGGUCAAUAAACCUGGACUCUGUGCAGUGUUCGGGGUCAGAGUACAACCUGACUGAGUGUGUGAUAGGGAGCUCUGGUAGUGGCACUAGUCACUCUAUGGACGUUGGAGUCCAAUGUCAACCUGCUGAUGGUUCGUACAGAAAUGGAGAUCUUCGUCUGGUGGGAGGACCUCACAACUGGGAGGGUAGAGUGGAGGUCUGGAACAGAACCUGGGGAGCUGUCAGUGACUCUCAGUGGAGUACCCCUGAUGCCAACGUCGUUUGCAAGCAACUCAAACACUCUGACAGCGGAGCAGUUAUCCCAUGCUGCAAUAAUUAUGGGGUUGCGUCAGGAGCCAUCCUAAUCACUGAAGUAGUUUGUACCGGAUCUGAGACCAGAAUAGAAUUUUGUUACUAUCAAAUGAACACUGACAGUCUUUUAAGCCAUGAGUAUGAUGUACUAGUUCAAUGUCAAGAAGGAAACGAUACAAGCGAAGGAGAUAUCCGGUUGGUUGGGGGGACCAACCACUGGGAAGGCAGAGUUGAAGUAUUCUUAUCUCGUGAAUGGGGGACUGUGUAUGAUUAUCGGGCAUACACUGCUGAUGCAGUAGUGGUCUGUCGACAGCUGGGUUAUAGUGUAAAAGAUGUUAGGGAGAGGUGCUGUUCUGUGUUUGGAGAAGGAACUGGUCCAAUUCAUUUUCAGUUGUACCGAAGUUGUGGAGGAGGGGAGUUCAGGCUAAUUGACUGUGGCUAUAAUAGGGACGUCUCUCAAACGAGAUACUCUCACUCACGUGACUGGGGUGUCUUCUGUUCCAUAGAUGGACAAGAUCCUUGGGAUAUCCGUCUCAAUGGGGGCAGUAGUGGGCAGUUGCAGGUGUAUCUGUCAGAGCAGUGGCAACCCAUCGCCAACUCGUACUCAACAUGGACAUCAAACAACUCUAGAGUGGUUUGCAGAGAACUUGGAUUUGAUCCUUACCCUACUGAUUCAUCGUCAUUUUACAGGCAUAAUACAUACUCUCCAAGCCCUCCGGUGACCACAAUAAACAAUGUCACAUGUAGCGGAGAUGAAUCAAGUCUUCAAAGCUGUGUUCAUGCAUUCACACUCUUAUCUUCUUACCCGACUGUUGGAGUGGAAUGCCUUGGUGUUGCCUGUCGUUAUGGAGAUAUGAGACUAGCAGAUGGAGGAACUGAAGCAGAGGGAAGAGUAGAACUAUGUAUCGACAACAGGUGGGGCACUGUCUGUGACAAUAGAUGGAAUGAAAAUAGCACAGCUGUAGCCUGUAAACACCUUGGAUUCAGCGAAAUUGUCAAUGAAUCGAGGUAUUUUUCAUCCGAUAAGUUUGGGAAAGGCAGUGGACCGUACUCAUUGACUACAUCAACUGUACCGGAUUGGAAGGAAGUUUGUGGAGAUGGUGUAAUCAUUUCACCCACCCCUCUGGGUGCUCUCAUGAUAGUGACGUUGGAGUGACAUGUCAGCCAGCUCGUUGCUCUGAUGGGCAGCUGAGGCUGACAGAUAGGCCAGAAGUGACAUAUGGGCGUGUUGAGAUCUGCUCCCAUCAAAGAUGGAACACGUUCUACAGUUCAAACUGGUUUGCUACCAAUGCAAAGGUUGCUUGCGUUGAACUCGGAUUCAGAGGUUACGGCAACAGUCUAACAUCCUUUGGAGGUGGUGGAGGACCCAGGUUCAACCAGUACUUCAGAUGUACUGGAUCAGAGUCGAGACUGUCCGAGUGCCAGAGCUUUAAUGAGACGGCAUCAAGAUCUAGUGAAUACGAUGUGGGAAUAUACUGCCGUCCCGCAUAUUGUACUGAUGGAGAGUUGAGGUUAUGGAGGGAGAGAGUGAUUUUGAAGGGAGGGUGGAGAUGUGUCUCAGUAGUAGAUGGGGCACCAUUGGAGGCAAUGGCUGGACACAGACCAACUCUGAUGUUGUCUGCAAUGCCCUUGGAUAUGACACAACAAAUGAGCCGGCUAACCAGUCCACCCCCGUGGCUCCAUCUAAACCACUGCACUACCACACCAUCAGAUGCACCCGUCGAGACCUAACGCUACUCGACUGCGGCUUUAAAAAGAGCUCUCCGUAUGACUAUGCAGAGAUUGAACGUCGAGCCAUUGUCAAGUGCAAAGAACCUGCAUGUGGAGAUGGUGAUCUGAGACUUGUUGGAGGUAAUACAAAAGAAGAAGGAAGACUUGAAGUCUGUUUUGGGAACAGAUGGGGAACCAUAAAUGGAGAAAGAUGGACACACACUGACACCGAAGUGGCUUGCAAACAACUUGGCCAUUCUACUUCAGAUGUUUCUUACCUCCAUAACUGAGAGAGCAGCGCUAUUAUAAGUCAGUCGCUACCAACAUUCAUGACAGUGGUUGGCUGCUAUGGCUCAGAGGAGAGAGUAGUCGACUGUGACUACCAGGAUUUCCGUUACUCGAGUUCCCCUACCACUACAAUGGACGUCAGCAUCAGCUGUGGCAGUGAGGAGAGUUCUGCACAAGCAAGUAGUGUGGCGAUGGCUUCACUGUCGAUAUCCGUCAUCCUGGCUGUGGCGGUUAUGCUCUGGUUGCCGUUUUAAUUGCUCUGCUUGUGCUACAACGGAGGAGAAAGAGGAGAGAUAAGGGAUUACCUCAUCACUCCACCCAUGAUCCCAAUACUGGUGGUCGAUACAGCUCUUCUGGCAUCGCCUUCAGUAGCAAAACCGAACAGUCGCGAUGGACAACAAGAUGGCAAUGGAAGACUCCCAGCCGAGAGCUACGAAGAAAUGGACACUUUGAAUCGUUAUCCAGUUCCGCCAAAACCACAGUCGAAACGACCACCAAACAGGGCAAAAGCGGCGCCUCGGAAAGUGGAUUCGACUCGAUAUGCUCGAGGUGGCAACUCCAGACCUACAGCUGGUCCAAGCCUCAACACCACGUCCAGCAGUAGAGGCCAAACACGAGACAGCCGAGUCCACCUUCGACUCCCCAGAGGCCAUUAUGAAUGUCCCCGAUCACAGACGAGGACUAUUGACUCGAUUUUUUUUGACAAUGACAUUAAGUGCAUGUUUCACAAUGUAAGACUUAUUCUGGGGAAACAGUAUGAUACAGUAUUGAACUUCAAUGUACUAUAUUUAGUGUGGUACUACUUUGUCAUAAUGUGUACACAAUAAUACUUUGCUAAUGCA
This is a messenger RNA of Geodia barretti, 3502 nucleotides long. Lineage: Eukaryota; Metazoa; Porifera; Demospongiae; Tetractinellida; Geodiidae. The record is from the annotation of a GenBank genome assembly.